Molecule: messenger RNA, 1749 nt
Organism: Hevea brasiliensis (rubber tree)
Lineage: Eukaryota; Viridiplantae; Streptophyta; Magnoliopsida; Malpighiales; Euphorbiaceae
Product: aspartyl protease AED3
Exons: 3
Coding region: 235-1530 (431 amino acids)
Biological process (GO): proteolysis
Molecular function (GO): aspartic-type endopeptidase activity
Source: RefSeq, a predicted model, not a curated record
GAAAAGGGUACAAGAGGCCCAGGCUAGCUACAAAAGAAAAUGGGAUACAGUCUGUUUAGCAAACAACCCACUUCCUAGUAAUCUUUACUCAUAGCUGGUUUCUACUCUCUACACUCUGCAUGUCACUCCACUAGCCAUACUUCUCCCAACUAUAUAUAUCUCCAAACUCCUAUCCUUUAUUUCUAUGAACCAUCAAAAGCUAAGAGAACUUUUUUUCUCUCAAGAUUAACCACCAUGAAAAUCCACCUUCUUUCUCUUGUUUUUCUCUUCUUUUCCUUAGCCCAGGGAUUGAACUCCAACCCCAAAUGUAACACCCAAGACCAAGGCUCAACCCUUCAAGUGUUUCAUAUUUAUAGCCCAUGCUCCCCAUUUAGACCCUCAAUGCCACUCUCAUGGGAAGAGAGUGUGCUCCAAAUGCAAGCCAAGGACCAAGCUAGGCUUCAAUAUUUGUCAAGCUUGGUUGCUAGGAAAUCUGUGGUGCCGGUUGCCUCAGGCAGGCAGAUUACUCAGAGCCCAACCUAUAUUGUUAGGGCUAAGAUUGGAACUCCAGCCCAGACCAUGCUCUUAGCCAUGGAUACCAGCAAUGAUGUUGCUUGGCUUCUUUGCAGUGGGUGUGUUGGGUGUUCUUCUGCAGUUUUCAACUCUGCAAAAUCUACUACCUUCAAAACCCUUGGCUGCCAAGCUGCUCAGUGCAAGCAGGUACCCAACGCCAUCUGUGGUGGCAAAGCAUGCACAUUCAACAUGACCUACGGCAGCUCGUCCAUAGCAGCAAACCUCUCGCAGGACAAUAUCACUCUAGCCACUGACUCAGUACCUGGCUACACCUUUGGUUGCAUUACAAAAGCCACAGGCAGAUCAGUCCCUCCCCAGGGGCUUCUGGGCUUGGGCAGAGGACCAUUGUCUCUUUUGUCUCAGUCCCAAAAACUUUACAAAUCCACUUUCUCAUACUGCCUUCCUAGCUUUAGGUCUCUAAGCUUUUCUGGCUCACUGAGGCUUGGACCCAUUGGGCAACCGAAGAGGAUUAAGACUACACCAUUGCUAAAGAAUCCUAGGAGAUCGUCACUUUACUAUGUUAACUUGGUCGCAAUUAGAGUUGGAAGAAGAGUUGUUGACAUUCCUCCUAGCGCUUUGGCUUUCAAUCCGACCACCGGUGCUGGAACCAUCUUUGAUUCCGGAACUGUAUUCACCAGGCUUGUCACUCCAGCCUACACGGCAGUCCGGGAUGCAUUCCGAAAGCGAGUCGGCAAUGCAACGGUGACAUCCCUCGGCGGAUUCGACACAUGUUACUCCGUACCAAUCGUAGCACCCAACAUAAAAUUCAUGUUCUCCGGCAUGAAUGUGACAUUAACACCAGAAAACCUACUAAUCCACAGCACAGCCGGUAGCAUCACAUGCCUAGCCAUGGCUGCAGCACCAGAUAACGUGAAUUCAGUGCUAAAUGUUAUAGCCAAUAUGCAGCAACAAAACCAUAGGAUACUUUAUGAUGUGCCCAACUCAAGGAUUGGCGUGGCACGAGAGCGAUGCACAUGAAUUUUCAAGUGAUGGCCUUUAUAUCUUUUGGUCAUGGUAGUGUUUGUUGAUUAGAUAUGUCUUGUGAUUUGUGAUGGAAGGAGUGUAGAGUGAGAUAAAAUUGAAGUGGUUUCAUAGUUAUAUUGCUUUUGUAUUUUGAAGUCACGGGUAGUUAUCUGUGGCGGUGUUUGUCUUUUUAAAGCAUCCAAAAGAUGGUACCAUGUCACGGGUUCCUUGCAA